Moneuplotes crassus is the source of this 996-nucleotide messenger RNA. NCBI's taxonomy places the organism in Eukaryota, Ciliophora, Spirotrichea, Euplotida, Euplotidae. The record is from the annotation of a GenBank genome assembly.
AUGAGUGAUAGCAAGCCCAAAAAGCCUAUAAAACAAGAAGACACGCAGCAGGACAUGGAUGAGGCUCAAGACCUCUCCCAGUGGUGCAUGUGCCCGCCAGAAAUAACUCAAGAGCAAUGACAACCCACGAAUAUGACCAACCAGAGUCUCUUUGUUCAAGGGACGAAUCCGGAGACUCCUCCUUUACUGUGUGAAGUGUCUCAUCCUCAAGAUAUGAAGGUGAAGAUGACCAUAGAGGACGAUAAUAAGGUCAAGAUUAACAUAAUCAUCAAGAAGCAUCCCCAAGAAAUGAAGAGCCUCCAAAGAAAAUCUGAUAAUGAAGAAGCCAAAGAAUCAUGUCAAGAGGCAAACAAUGAAGAAACUAAGGAACCUAGGUCUAAGAGAGGUCGAGGCAGACCAAGGAAGUACCAAAAUCCAGAUUUUUACACAAGAAAUACUAGAUUAGACAUCAAUGACAAGACUCUAAUCAGAGCUGUGAGAAGAGAAUUUGUCCAGUGGUUUAGAGUCUUCUGUAUAAGUACAGGACUCCAUACCUCUGACGUCCAGCUUGAUGAUCAUGCUGAGAUUCUCAAAAUGAGGUUUGAGAUGAGCGAUGGUGAGUUCGAUAAUGCCAUGGAUGCCUUCAUUCCUCACAUUCUACAGCAAGAAACAUCUGAUGCUGUGAAUUCACUGUACAAUCAAAUGGAGAACCUCAAGGACUUCCUGACAGUGCUGAUUGACCCUUCCAAAGGCACUUCAAUCAUGUUCCCUGGAACUACCAGACUGCUGAAAGACGAGAUGCGGAGUCUGUUCUUUUCUUACUCUCACAGAAAGUUGGAGGUAUUCUUGGCAAUGCCAGAGAUGAGAUAUGUACUACACAAAACACUGAACUCUGAAUACAUUGACACUCUGAUUGCUAAAAACUCAACACUAAACGAAAGCGAAGCCUUAUACAAAGAGUGUGCAGAGAAGAUCAUGGAUAAGGUUACCAGACACAACAGGGCUGCCCAAAUGUAA